AUGUACAACUCGCAGACGCCCGACCGCGGCUCGUUCGGUGCCAUGGCUGGCAAUUCCACACAGCCGCCGAGCUUUUCAGAAAGAUGCUUCGGCGGUGCCCCGGCCAUCCCCGGGUCUGUGAUUCUGAGCGCUGGCUUUGGUCUCUCAGGUGUUGCAGAGACCCUAAUCAACGCGCUACACCGAAGAGGGCCUGAAUCACUGCAUUCGUUGACGGCUGUUUCCAACAAUGCCGGCGUUGAAGGCAAGGGGGGCCUCGCCGUGCUGACAGAGGCUGGACAGCUUGACCGCCUCAUUAUCUCGUAUCUUGGUAACAACAAGAACCUUGAAAAAAAGUAUUUGGCUGGAAAGAUUGCUGUCGAACUAUGUCCACAGGGGACGCUGGCCGAGCGCAUCCGGGCGGCUGGUAGCGGUAUACCGGCGUUUUUUACACCCACCGGUGCCCACUCCCUAUUACAAGAAGGCGAGAUCCCUGUACGUCUCGGCCCGGACGGUAGUGUGGCCGAACGUGGACGUGUGCGCGAGACUCGUGAGUUCAAUGGGCGGACAUUUCUCAUAGAGCCCGCUCUUCCCGGUGAUGUGGCCAUUCUGCGUGCCCACAAGGUCGACCGCGCUGGCAAUUGCGUCUUUCGAUAUUCCACGAAAGCAUUUGGACCGCUUAUGGGCAAGGCGGCCAAGCUGACGAUCGUCGAAGCCGAGAAUAUUGUCGAGUUGGGUGAAAUCGACCCUGGAGAGGUUGACUUGGCUGGCAUCUACGUGGAUCGUAUUGUGCCUGCAACAGUACCAAGCAAAAUCGACAUUCUCAAAACGCGUGAACCCGAGACGGGGAAGGCUGCGUCUACUGCUACCUCAAUGACACCAAACACGGCAGCUGAGAAGCGAUUACGUAUUGCACGGCGUGCCGCCAAGGAACUGCACCCCGGGUUUUAUGUCAACCUCGGCGUUGGUAUCCCGACGUUAGCGCUGUCUUUUUUAGCACCAGACGAGAAAGUCUGGAUUCAGUCGGAAAACGGAAUUCUAGGAAUGGGCCCAUAUCCUCUUCCUGAAGAGGUCGACCCUGAUAUUGUCAAUGCUGGUAAAGAAACUGUUACCUUGGUACCGGGUGCAGCCACUUUCGACAGUUCUGAAUCCUUCGGCAUGAUCCGAGGAGGCCACGUCGACGUGUCGAUCUUAGGAGCACUUCAGGUUAGCGCCACUGGUGAUCUCGCCAAUUACAUGAUACCUGGUAAAAUUUUCAAGGGCAUGGGCGGUGCUAUGGAUCUUGUGUCCAACCCUGACAAGACCAAGAUUGUUGUCGCCACUGAGCACGUCGCCAAGGAUGGUUCCUCCAAGAUUGUCCAAAACUGUUCACUUCCACUUACUGGUGCCCGCGUUGUGAGUACAAUAAUCACCGACCUUUGUGUCUUUGAGGUUGAUCGUCGCGGGGGCAGCGGUCUGACUUUAACUGAACUUGCCCCUGGUGUGACUGUGGAUGACAUACAGCAGAACACGGACGCAACAUUCACUCUGGUAGACAAGAUGAAGCAGAUGGAGUAG
Molecule: messenger RNA, 1533 nt
Organism: Sporothrix brasiliensis 5110
Lineage: Eukaryota; Fungi; Ascomycota; Sordariomycetes; Ophiostomatales; Ophiostomataceae
Product: 3-oxoacid CoA-transferase
Exons: 5
Coding region: 1-1533 (510 amino acids)
Biological process (GO): ketone body catabolic process
Molecular function (GO): succinyl-CoA:3-oxo-acid CoA-transferase activity
Source: RefSeq, a predicted model, not a curated record